GACUCCAGCCUAUCCUCUCUAAACAGUGAAGGCAAUGGUCCUGGCAGAGAGUCCUGCUUUCGGAGGGAGACUUUUACACUGCACUAAAGCUAGGAAAACACUAUUCGCUGAAAUGAACUAGAGCCCUCGGGCACUCGCCGUGGAUUAAACGGGAACUUUUACGAUGGCUGUGAACGUGAAAAAGUAGCACGAGACAGAGCUCGCUAACCGCCGCCGCCAACGGACCUUCUACUGCAACUCCUAGUAGAUGCACGGCCACUGCUGAAAAAUAUGCUCCAGCCGAGCCGCCUCAACCCCGGCUUCAGUGGCAAAUUACCAGUGUUAUAACCAGUUUCGUGAGACAUUCGCCGGCGUCUAUUUGUUUAGUUUUUUUUUCCCGCUCCUCAGCUAUAAAGUCCGCAGUACAAGUCCCCGCGACCCACCUGCGAAAGAGAAUUAUGGCAGGGAAGCUGACAGCAACGCAAGGCACAGGAAUACUGCUGGUGACAGCCAACGUUGGAUCUCUGUUCGAGGAUCCUGACAAUCUACAGAAAACGUGGCUCAGGGAGUUUUACCAGACCGUACAGACACACAAGCCUCACUUCUUGGCAGUGCACUGCCAGGAGGUGGGCGGGAAGAAUUAUGAGGCAUCUAUGUCACACGUGGAUAGUUUUGUCAAAGAGCUGCUGUCCAGUGAUGCCAUGAGGGAGUACAACAGAGCCCGCGUCUACCUCGAUGAGAACUACCAAUCCCAGGAGCAUUUCACAGCUCUCGGAAGUUUCUACUUUAUCCACGACUCGUUGAAAAACGUCCACCAGUUUGAUUUCAAAGCCAAGAAAUUCAAGAAGGUUGUAGGGAAGGAGACCUACUCGGAGACACUAGAAAGCACACCCUCGCUGGAGAAGGAGAAGUUUCCACAGGACUACUUUCCUGAGUGCAAGUGGUCCAGAAAGGGAUUCAUUAGAACUCGAUGGGCCCUGGCUGACUGUGCAUUUGAUCUGGUCAACAUCCACCUCUUCCAUGAUGCCUCCAACUUGGUAGCGUGGGAGAAGAGCCCCUCUGUCUACUCCGGGACCAGGCAGAAGGCGCUGGGCUACGUCUUAGACAGGAUCACGGACCAGCGGCAUGAGAAGUUGCCAUAUUUUGUCUUUGGGGACUUUAACUUCAGGUUGGACUCAAAGCAGGUCAUUGAGAGUCUCUGCUCCACUGCCACCCUGCAGACAGUCAGAGCCGCCGACACCAAUGAAGUUGACAAGCUAAUAUUCCGAGAAAGUGACAAUGACCGAAAGGUUGUUCUUCAACUUGAAAAGAAGCUUUUUAAUUAUGUCAACCAGGACGUUUUCCGAGAAAACAAUGGGACCUCACUUUUAGAGUAUGACAAAGAGCUGUCGGUGUUCAAGGAUCGGCUGCAUGAACUGGAGAUCUCCUUCCCACCCAGUUAUCCGUACAGUGAAGACAGCAGCCAGGGGAAGCAGUACAUGAACACCAGAUGCCCUGCCUGGUGUGACCGAAUCCUCUUGUCUCCCUCUGCCAGAGACCUGGCCUUAAAGCCUGAAAAUGAAGAGAAGUCUAUAGUCUAUGAUAACAUCGGGCCCAAUGUCUGCAUGGGGGACCACAAGCCCGUCUUCCUGUCCUUCCGAAUAACAGCGGGGGCAGGGAAGGGUUGCCAAAGGGGGAGAAGAUAUUCCGUGAAGCGCCUCUGUGAGAACACUGGAGAACACGACAAACACACACACACCAACACACACACACACACACACACACACACACACACACACACCACACACACACACACACACACCACACACACACACCACCCCACACACACACACACACGCACACACACACACACACCACACCACGCAUGCACACAAUACACACAUUGCACAACAACACACAAUACACACACACACACACAACACACAGCACGCACAACACACAUGCACACACAUACACACACUUUGCAUCAACACAACACACACAAACACACACACACACCACACACAACACACACACACACACACACACACUUUGCACAAGCGUACACUGAGGAGGUUUUCAGCAGUGUUGACCAGUUGCAGUUGUCCUGACACCAACAUCCAUAUGAAAACCCGGCCGUUUUCUCUCCAUAAAACACUUGUUGAGAUGUGGACGAGCACCCGAGGGCCCGGCUCCAGACAAGACAGACAUCGCUGACCUCACUGUUGCCAAGCAACCCCAUUCCCCAGAGAAGAAAGAAAAAGAAGAAGAAAAAACUAACGGACGGACGGACGACUCUUUUCCACGCCACAGCCUCGUUGCCAAAACUCUAAUUGAAUCAGUCCUACUACAUAGUUUUAGACACCGUACUUGCCAUUUUUAGGUAUGCCUCUAUGUAUAGAAGCUACUUUCCACACAGUAUGUAAGGUGUUUUAAGAAAAGAAAAGUGCAAUGCAAAAAAAAGUUGUAUAUCUAUAUUGUUAGGUUUAUUUGUACAUCGGACAGUAUAUCAUAGAGUUGUUCAUGGUUUUUAGUGCCGUUCUCUUUUCUGACCAAACUUUGUGGUCCCUUUGUUGGAACAGAUAGAAAACCUUUUUUCCGUUUAUUUCAACAAUUUCUCUAGAAAUAUAUCCAUUUUUUUUGUUUUGUUUUUUUUGAGUUGUUGUGUGCACAACACACUGCUAUGCCUGACACAUCCGUUGAGUCUCAUUUUAUAUGCUGUUCUUUUUAAAGAGAUAAUUUAUAAUUCUUACCAAAACGUUAACGCUGAAGGUGUGACACAGUAACCUUUGAGUAGUCAGUGAAAGAAAAAACACUGUUGAGUGAUUUAUCGCCUAUCCAAGAUUGUUUAAGCAGUGCCAUAGACCAUGCAAGUAUAUAAGAUAUUGUUUCAUAUAUAGCACUCACAUUAUUAUUCUUACUCUAACUUAUUUCUAUAAUAUUAUGGUUCUGAAUGUGAUAUUUUUUAGAUAGGCUUGGGUAUCUUUAAAAUGUAAACUGUUUUGUUUUUUUCUGUCAUUUUUUUGUUACUGCAUUGUGGUGCCAAGUAUCCUACACAGAAAUAAAGUGUAUAAGAAUUAUAAAAUACUUAAGUCAGAUGGUAAAGGUCUUGAUUGUGUAAUGUAAAAAAAAAAAAUAGAGAGAAACUCUAAUCGCGGAGAAAGCUUUUUAUUUGUUUUGUGUGUAGCCUUCAUUGCAAAUAAUUUGAGCAUUAAAGAGAAGAGAGGUCUUUUUUUUUUGGAUCGGUUUCGUUUACCAGGCCUACACUACAGGUUUCAGACUGUGUGAAGCCGUCACAUUUCUCUUUUCUUUUCUUUUUCAUCCAAUUCACAAUCGCAAAUGGAAAUGAUUUUGUGCCUGCUGCAGCGUUCAUGUUGUCUUGUGUGAUUUGGGGUUUGUAGUCAAAACGUUGUUUUCCUGUUAUCUUGCUUGUUUUCGU
Etheostoma spectabile (orangethroat darter) is the source of this 3397-nucleotide messenger RNA. It is a transcript of the gene inpp5a, whose product is annotated as inositol polyphosphate-5-phosphatase A. NCBI's taxonomy places the organism in Eukaryota, Metazoa, Chordata, Actinopteri, Perciformes, Percidae. Gene Ontology annotation, biological process: phosphatidylinositol dephosphorylation. The coding region runs from base 438 to 2069 and encodes 543 amino acids. The record is from RefSeq and is a predicted model, not a curated record. The transcript has 16 exons. Gene Ontology annotation, molecular function: inositol-polyphosphate 5-phosphatase activity.